AUGCUGCGCUAUCAUACCCAAUCAGAUGAUUGCGCCCAAGACAAGGUUGGCUCAUCCACCGCAAGCGAACCUUGUCACGACGACAACUACAACUACAACAGAGAAGACAUUCAGAACGAAGACCAAGAAGUUUUCGCAUACAGUCACGAUUCUACCGGCGCACAUGUCAAACCUCAGCUCGCUGCUCUCCUGAACGGACCACAGUGGCAGAAAUCAAAUCCGAACACGCGUCGCGCGACCAGAGCAGACUACAGCUGCAAGAAGCCGUCGCAAAUUGCAACGAGAAAACGUCCUCGUAAAGCAAAGGUUCCUCGAAACAUGCGAGUUGCCGGUUAUGCUCCGCCAGGCGGACCCAGUGAUAUUGUGCAGGAGUACCUCUCUCCGGACGAUCCUUGGGUCGCCAAUUACCAGGAUUUCAAGGUACUUACUGAUGCCGAGAAAAAGGACGUGAUUGCGCGUGAAGCCGAAGAACAUGGUCUCGAGAGGCCGAAAGGCUGGAAUGUGUCUUUCCAUUACAAUCCGCACGUGGAGUAUCAUCACUUUGGCAGCUCACAUCCGAUGAAACCAUGGCGUCUGACGCUGACGAAACAACUCGUUCUUGCGUAUGGGUUGGAGUAUACCAUGGAUCUCUUCGAGCCAAGACCAGCCAGCUUCCAGGACCUUGCUGUGUUCCACGACCGCGAAUAUCUAGCCUACCUCAGCAAAAUCACGCCUCAGAACGCACAGCCUGAGGACCCUCAGUAUAUAGCGUAUGGCUUUGGUGGCGAGUCGAACGACUGCCCAGUAUUUGAUGGACUGUGGAACUACGUAUCACUUUAUACGGGUGCCACAAUGAGCGCUGCCUACAAUCUCAUCAACAACCAGUCUAAUAUCGCCAUCAACUGGUCUGGAGGCUUACAUCACGCGAAAAAGAAUCUUGCCUCCGGGUUCUGCUAUGUCAACGACAUUGUGAUAGCGAUCCAAACUCUGCUCUCGCGGAACCAGCGCGUCCUGUACAUUGAUAUCGACGUCCACCACGGCGAUGGUGUCGAACAGGCAUUUGAGUCUACAGAUCGUGUAUUCACGCUCUCGUACCACAAGUAUGGUAUCGACAAGCACGGCUAUCCGUUCUUCCCAGGUACAGGAGCCAUCGACGAGACGGGUCCCGCGGAUCCUAGAAAUCCCGGCAAGGCCCACAGCCUGAAUAUUCCCAUCGAUGAUGGCAUCGACGACGACCAGUACAAGUGGCUCUUCAAGACGGUUACCGGCGCAGUAAUAGAAAAAUACAACCCGCAAGCUAUCGUCCUGCAGUCGGGUGCCGACUCUCUUGGGGGUGACCGCCUCGGUCGCUUCAACCUCAACAUCAAAGCGCACGGCUAUUGCGUAGAAACAGUAAAAGCUUACGGUCGUCCUCUGCUCAUUAUAGGUGGUGGUGGCUACACACCUCGCAAUGUUGCACGGACAUGGUGUCACGAAACGUCUGUCUGUGUAGGUGCAACGCUUCACAAUGAGCUACCCGCUCACAUACCCUACCUCCAAGCCUUUCAAGGAGCAGAGAAUGGCGAUGGGGUUUUGUACCCUGAUCUACACAACACGAAGCGUCACGACAACCUGAACUCGCAGGCUAAAUUGCAUAAGCUAGUCGAACAAGCACUAGAGAAUCUGAGGUACUUAGAGGGCGCACCUAGUGUGGUCGUAGACACAAAGGGUAUCCCGCUGGAAGAGCUCAUGAGAGUGAGGGAGGCAAUCGAUCGAGAGAUGGAGGAAGAGGCGGAGGACAAGGCCCGUCUCUCGGUCGAGAAUAGCAGACGCAGGAAAGAGAAGAACAUUGGCGGCCGAAGAAAAUAUUGGAGUCACGGGAGGAUGCGCUUUCGGCGAUACCCAUGGUACAUGAUUCAGACUAGGCAACAACUUGGUCUCGCCGCAAAAGUCAAGCCACACGGAGGAACGAGUGUCGAGAGCAAGAAGAGGGAUUUCGGCAGAGGGAAGAGGCAGCUUCCUGUAUCACUCAUCCCUUAUACAAUGUCCGACGAGAUACAGUCUAGCCAAACGUCGCCCAAUGGCACCCAGAGGCUCAACGGCAGUGUCAGCGGCCCCUCACCCGGUGGAGGUGCUGGGCCGACGCCAAACCCCCGGUCGUGCGUUACCUGCCGUAGGCGCAAGGUCAAAUGCGACAAAAAGAACCCGUGUUCCAACUGCGUGCGCGCCAAAAUCGACUGCAUCUUCCCUGGACCUGGACGCGCGCCGCGAAAGAGCAGAAAGCCACCCGAUGCCGAGUUGUUGGAGAGACUGCGCCGCCUGGAGGGCGUCGUCACCAGUCUGAACGCCCAGGUCGAGGGCCACGAGCAGGAGGCGGCCGACCGCGAGAGGGAACGAAAGAACAGCGCAAGUGCAGAGGGAGGCUGUCCGAGCGGGCAGCCCCAGGUCCCAUGGCCGACCAAGCAGCAUGGCGCAAGAGUCGAAACCGACAACAGUGUAGAGGGCCUUGAGAACCGCUUCGGACGGCUGGUGGUGGAAAAAGGCCGGAGCCGCUACAUCAACAACAGCUUCUGGGCCUCUUUGAACAACGAGGUCGAAGACCUCAAGUCGAUCCUUAUCGAGCCAUCCGACGACGAAGACGAUGCGCCCUCGCCCGAGUCGUCCAACAUGUCCUCGCACCAGAGCUUCGUCUUUGGUUACAGCUCCUCCAACGUCGACAUGCACGCGCUUCACCCUCCCGAGCAGCAAGCGCGCGAAUUCUGGGACGUCUACAAGGACCACGUCGAGUCUUUGGUCAAAGUGCUCCACGUUCCCAGUUUCGAGCCUGUCAUCUUCGACGCUUUUGCGCAUAUCGACAAAGUGAGCAAGGGAAUGGAAACACUCUUGUUCGCCAUAUACUACGGCGCAGUAACAAGCACAACCGCGGAAGUCUGUCUGGAAAGGUGGGGCGAAGACCGAAACGCACUCCUCAACAAAUAUCGGUUUGGGUUGGAACAGGCGCUGGCAAGAGCAAACUUCCUCUACUGCGACGAAGUCAUCAUCCUCCAAUCCUUUGUCAUCUUCCUCGUCUUACUGCGGCGCAACGACGACGCGCGCAAGAUUUGGACUCUGACUGGCUUGGCCGUGCGCAUUGCGCAGACGCUUGGUAUACACCGAGAUGGUAGUCAUUUUGGUCUGCCGCCAUUCGAGAUCGAAAUGCGUAGGCGCCUGUGGUGGCAGGUCUGCAUUCUUGAUGCGAGAUCUUCGGAAGAUCACGGUUGCGAUCCGACCAUUGUCGAAGCCCAGUUUGACACCAAGAUGCCACUUAAUGUCAACGAUACCGACCUACACCCCGACAUGACCGAGUUUCCCGAAGACCGCCAAGGUUUCACCGACAUGACCUUCUGCCUCCUUCGCUUCGAAAUCACCCACAUUUUCCGCCGUAUCAUAUACGUCCCCCCGGGCCCUAAUAGAUGCACCGAAUAUUUCUCUGGUCUGACAAUCGAGCAAAAGGAGAAAUGGAUUAGCGAUGCUCACCAGGCCAUGGAAGACAAGUAUCUUAAGAAUUGCGAUAUGAGUAUUCCGAUCUGUUGGGUUACAGCGACUAUCUCAAGGCUCAUCAUGAGCAAAAUGUGGUUGGUUGUCUAUCACCCACACCAACGAAAAGAUGGAGGUGCAACAUUGCCGCAAGAGACCAAAGACAAACUCUUCAUCACCUCGCUUGAGAACGUCGAGUACUCUAUCCUGCUCGAGACCGAAGCGCGUACCAUGAAGUGGGGCUGGCUCUUCCGCACAUAUGUCCAGUGGCACGCCAUCGCCUUCCUGCUCUCUGAAUUAUGCGUCCGCACCAAAGGCGAGGCUGUAGAGCGCGCGUGGAGAGCCCUGGAAGCAACUGCUGGCCGUUGGUGGUUCCCGCUCAAUGAUGCUUCACCACUCCGUAAAGGCCAACAAGGAACUCUUUGGAAACCGCUACGAAAACUUCUUGCAAAAGCAAGGGCAGCGCGGGAACGAGAGCUGGCCCUCGAGCGGGCUAGCCUGGCUCUCCGGAAUGGGCAGUUUGCCAACAGCGCAUUUGCUUUCCAAGGUCCGAAUGCGCUGAAUCAGGCAAAUCAGUCAGCAGCCACUACAGCUCAACACGAAGCCAAGAUCUUGGACAGCAUGUUGCGACCUUCGGCACCGAAACUGGGUGAGAUGCCUAGCGCUGAACUCCCGAGUUGGCCCAGCAGCCCUGCGCAAGCCAAGUCACGAACCAACUCGCUGCAAGAUGGAAAGAGCUCGAUUCAGCAACAACCAUUGCCAAACGAACAGUCAAAUAGCGCAAGAGGCAAGAGCGCCUCGCCUGGAAAAGAGUUUGGAGAUUUGUUCGAAUACGGCCUUGAUAACGUGAUUAACGACGUUAUGGGAUCCGGUGGGGUCCUCGACGGAACAGUCCUGAACUGGCCCGCAUAUACCCCCACGACCAUGACAGCUCAGCCUGCUACCUCGAACACCACCUCAAUACACUCAUACGGUACACACGGGAUGAACCCGCCCACAGCCGCAAAUGGCUAUCCUACAUUCGGAGAUGGCAUGCUUCCAACCACAAGUAUGGAUUUUAGCAUCGAUAGCAAUAACACUGCAGGUUUGAGUAAUGCCAAUAUCAAUGGCAAUAGGCAGCAGCACGUUCAAGAAGCUGUGAUGAUGGACGAUGGGGAUAUGGACUGGACACUUUGGGAUGACAUGGUGAAUCAGUAUGGGAUCGAAGGAACCCCGACGAAUCCGGCUAGUACGGCUGGCCUCGUGCCCUGGUUCUGA
Molecule: messenger RNA, 4731 nt
Organism: Alternaria postmessia
Lineage: Eukaryota; Fungi; Ascomycota; Dothideomycetes; Pleosporales; Pleosporaceae
Exons: 5
Coding region: 1-4731 (1576 amino acids)
Biological process (GO): regulation of DNA-templated transcription; DNA-templated transcription
Molecular function (GO): DNA-binding transcription factor activity, RNA polymerase II-specific; zinc ion binding; DNA binding
Source: RefSeq, a predicted model, not a curated record